Vespa velutina is the source of this 1571-nucleotide messenger RNA. It is a transcript of the gene EMC3, whose product is annotated as ER membrane protein complex subunit 3. Gene Ontology annotation, cellular component: EMC complex; membrane. Gene Ontology annotation, biological process: protein folding in endoplasmic reticulum. The transcript is spliced from 4 exons. Lineage: Eukaryota; Metazoa; Arthropoda; Insecta; Hymenoptera; Vespidae. The record is from RefSeq and is a predicted model, not a curated record. Bases 532 to 1308 code for a protein of 258 amino acids.
AAGCGUUAUAUCUUCUGGCCCUUUUACCACUUCCUACCGUCUUCAUGCGCAAUCCAAAUCCCUCUCAGAAACCCAUAUCGCCUUUCUAUGAUAUCACCUCUUCGCACGUAUUAUAAUUUACUUCACUCUACCAUUCUACACCGCGCACUUCCGUGCGUUAACGCACAUUUCAGAUAUUCCUAUCCACUUUGGAAAUCUGACUUUGUAACAGUGCUUAGUGAAACUGAAUCAUAUUAUUAUAGAACAUAACGUAGGACUUUCCUACGAGCCACUACAUGCAACUAUAUAAACUGUAUCUUCCAACGCGCAUUACUAUGCGUACAGAGCACUCUAUAGGAAUCUACGUUUAAAGCCAUACUAUUAUAUCGGUCGGUAAAGAAGAUAAACGUAUGUAUCAUUUUAUACAUUACCUUCUUUUCCGUGAAUUUUUAACGUAAUUCGUAAGUGCUUCGUGAUAUUGUAGAAAACGUAUACGUGAGAGAAUAUAUAUUAUUUUUCUAAUAAUACUGUUCGAAAAGGUUUCGGUUGACAAUGGCCGAACUUCUUUUGGAUUCAAAUAUUCGUGGAUGGGUAUUUCUACCCAUAGUCGUCAUUACAUUUCUAGUAGGAAUUAUUCGACAUUAUGUUUCUAUAUUAUUGGCUUCGCAGAAAAAAGUGGAAGUCCAUCAAGUACAAGACAGUCAAGUGAUGAUACGAUCUAGACUUCUUAGAGAAAAUGGUCAGUAUAUUCCUAAAUUUGCAUUUAUAAUGAGACGACAUUUCUUCAAUAACGAAGAAACAGGAUACUUUAAGACACAAAAACGUGCACCUGUAUCGCAAAAUCCAAUGACUGAUCCUAACAUGAUGACAGAUAUGUUAAAAGGAAAUGUAACAAAUGUUUUGCCAAUGGUCCUUAUAGGUGGUUGGAUAAAUUGGAUGUUCUCUGGAUUUGUUACAACUAAAGUCCCAUUUCCUUUAACAUUAAGAUUUAAACCAAUGUUACAACGAGGCAUAGAAUUAGUCACUUUAGAUGCUGCAUGGGUUUCUUCUGCAUCUUGGUACUUCUUAAAUGUAUUUGGAUUACGUUCUAUCUAUACUCUUGUACUUGGUGAAAAUAAUGCUGCCGAUACAUCUAGACUUUUACAAGAUCAAGUGUCGGGUGCAGCAAUGUCGAUGCCACCAGAUCCAAAAGCAGCUUUUAAAUCUGAAUGGGAAGCUUUAGAAAUAUGUGAACAUAAUUGGGCAUUACAAGGAGUAGAUACAGAUCUUACAGGACCUCAUAGUAGGCUAGAUACAAGUGAUAGUAUAUAUCAUCAAAAUAAAACUUAAUAUUCUACUAGGCUAAAAAUAAAUGUUUUCAUAAAAAAUAUAGUAUAUUCUGAUGAAAUACUGUGAAAAGUUCAACAUGUUUCUAAAAACAUUAAAUUAACGAUUUAUAUCACAUAAUUAAUAUAAUAUGAAUAAUUUAUAGUAAUUUAAAAGCAUUGUAGUAAAUUCUAUUAUAUCCAGUAUAAAUAUCUACCUAUCAUUUAAAUAAAUCAUUUUAAAUACCAAAGCAAUUUAUAAUAAAAAUCACGAUUUUUGACAUCUUA